CACCAUGGUCAGCGACAGGCUCCUGCUUGCUGUCUACUUUUGCGUCUUGUUCUCCAUGGCUGUUGGAGCAGAGAACUCGGACCUGGAGCCAAGAGCCCUGCGAGACUUCUACUCCAAAAACUAUUAUCCCGGCAGCGAGAAGGAACUGCUCGGGGCUCUACACGAGGUGCUGAAGAAACUGCAGACUAAGCGGCUUCCAACCUGGGAGAAGAAGUAUGGACAGGGGCCUCAGUGUAACAUCGGAGACAUGUGUGCAGUGAGAAAAGGACCCAGGAUUUGGAGGACCUGUAACUGCCUGAGUUCGAAAUGUAAUUACUUUCUGUUUAAAUGUGUAUAGAAAUCGGACAAAAUCAUUUCUAUUUUCAUCGGCUAAAUGAAGACAGUUUAAAGAUCUGGUGGAUAUAUUAUAAAUAAACAAAGCAUUGUCAACAUUCCUACUACAUCGAACAAUUCAUGUGUAAUUUAUCCUGUUCUGUGUGUAUAUUCCAGUGCCCCAUGGAAACAUUAAUUAUUAAAUAUGCUAUCCUAUUUCUUCUAAAGCAUUCUGUCUUGAGUCUAGAUUUCAAUGUUUUGGAGCAGAACAAGGCAGUCUUGGUACACUAUUACAGGCGGGGUGGUACU
This is a messenger RNA of Leucoraja erinaceus (little skate), 621 nucleotides long. RefSeq names its product cocaine- and amphetamine-regulated transcript 3 (gene cart3). Gene Ontology annotation, molecular function: neuropeptide hormone activity. The transcript is spliced from 3 exons. Gene Ontology annotation, biological process: adult feeding behavior; negative regulation of appetite; positive regulation of MAPK cascade. Lineage: Eukaryota; Metazoa; Chordata; Chondrichthyes; Rajiformes; Rajidae. The record is from RefSeq and is a predicted model, not a curated record. The coding region runs from base 5 to 337 and encodes 110 amino acids.